AUGAUUGGAAAACCACCCCUGCCAGACAACCACAUCUGUCCCCUGGCUCCCCAGCACCUUACCUCAGUGGGGAGUAAGUACCCCUCUAUCAACAAGACUGCAUCAUUCCAUAAUCAAAAGCAAAAGAGGCAACAACAGCAAAGAAGCUUCCAAAAUGUUAAAGCUAGGACGCCAUACUUUUGUCAAGUGUGCAAGCACAGCUAUGCCCGUAGGUAUAAUCUCAAUGUGCACAAGUGUCAGGGGCCACCCAAUCCUUCUGCAUUUGGGACAAACAUUAAAGCAAGGGAGCCUUUCACAGGCAUCAACCAGAGGCCUCUGAUCUCCAAAAGCAUCGGUGUGGGCACUGACAUCACUCGUCAGAUAAAGGAGGAGGUGAUAUCUGCAAGGCAACAUCCUCAGUUUCCUGAUUUGCUCUGGUCCGGUUCACCUAAAAGCUUCUCAUCCUUCGAUCCCAAAGUUUCCAAACAUGUAACACCAGGAGAAAUUGAUUCAGGAUCUGCGACACUACAGCAAGGAGAUGGAGUAGGUGAAGAUAGUUUUAAACAAGGAGGGAGAGAUGGAGAAUGGACAAUGCCUUUAGAUGAUUCUGAGAUCGACGUGCUGAUUGAGGCAGUAGAUGCAGAAGACGACGAUGAUUUAAUGCUACAAGAACCUAUUUCUCAGGGUAAUGUCGAGUCCACCAAGGAUGGCGUGCCUUAUUUCAUAAAAGACGGUGCUAGACGUUUUCCCUGCUAUAGAUGUCAGAAAACUUACAGUCGAGGGUGCACAUUAAAAAAGCAUCAAAGGCUGUGUGGAAAUAGGUCAUUUCUGCCACAAUCUACCUUCGGGGCGGUAGCACAGAAAGUCAACAAGGGUCAAUUCCAAUUUGAUUGCCAUGUCUGUGGGAGGAGCUUUAACCGCAAAGAUAACAUGUUGGUUCAUAGGAAGAAGUGCCAGUUAAGUAGAACCGUGGCCAGGAAUGAUAAUGGACAUUUACAACAGUGCAUAUCAGCAGCCCAGGCACCACCACGUCUCGGGGCACAAAGUAGUAAAAGUCAGGAGGAUAAUGGGGCAAAUUGGGGUAUUAUGUCAUUGCCCAAUGUUCUCCCCAGGAGAGUGACGUGUGAGUGUGGGGCAGGCUUCACAUCCCCACGGCUCCUCCUAGAGCAUUUGCAAAAGCAUGCACAGGAGUCCUACACCUGCCCCACAUGUGGUGAGACACUGAGUUCCUGGGCAGACUAUGAAGUCCACCUACAAGUGCACAUGCAACCUCGGCACCAGAUGUACGGGGGAAUGCAACCGCAGAGCUCUCCACCUCUACUGCUGAGGUUUCCACAGCAGCCACGUCAACGUCGGCAGCCCCUGCCAAAGCAGCGACCUGCGCUUCCGCAACACACUCUGCCAGCGCAGCGUCCUCAGCCAAAUCAACAACCUCUGCGGAAGCCUAGGAAGCAGCAGCCGCGCAGUGUGUGCAUACGAUGCAGCAACACCUUUUGCAGUCGGGGCGCGCUGCUAAAGCACCUCUCCUGGAAUCGGUGCAAAGGUGACAGAGGUGCCGUUUCAGCGAAGGCAAACCACUGUUCUCGCUGCAGCAUGGACUUCCCCAAUGGCCUCAGCCUCAAGUUUCACCAGCUAAAUGGAAUGUGCAAACCUGCCUUGAAGCCCAUGCGUUGCCCUGUGUGCGUGCGCUGGUUUGGCACUGUGGAGGGACUCCAGAAACACCUGCAAACACACGACCAGACCAAUUCGUUCCGCUGCCUCAUCUGCCAGCGCCUCUAUCCCAGCCUCCGGUCACUGAAAGACCACCGCAGAAAGGUCCAUUGCAUUUUGUCUGGAGACACAGCGCAGGUUACAGAAUAAUGAGAAUGAAUGCUCUGAAAAUCAUAAUCCAAGUGAACAUAUAUGAACAAUGAUUUUAGCAAAGUAAUGUUUUUGCAAGAUCGGUUAUUGAUUUGAGGGAUGUCUUGUGUAACCAUAUAAUCAUUUUAUUGUACUAUACUACUUUGAUUCUAUUUUCACUGUCUAGCAAUAGACUUUUCUUGCUCACUUGAACCUAUUUUCAUGGUCAUAGUUGUAAACUGUUGUAUUGUGCUGUAAAAUGCAAUGAUGUUCUUAGCUUGUUCUUAAAGGGAUACUUUGGGAUUUUGGCAAUGAAGCCCUUUAUCUACUUCCCCAGGGUCCGAUAAACUCAUGAAUACCAUUUUUAUGUCUCUGCAUAAAGUAUGAAGGAAGUUAGAGGUAGUUUUGCUAGUUACCGUAGACUUUGUCAUUGCGCUAACGCUAGUUAGCGAAUUCCUUAAAACUGCACGCGGAGACUUAAAAAUGGUAUCCACAAGUUCAUCUGACUCUGGGAAGUAGAUUAAGGGCUUCAUUGCCAAAAUCCUGAAGUAUCCCUUUAACUCCUCUUCAGCCAUCAUUAAAAUGUGCCACUUAUUGUUCAAGUGCUAUUUUAGGUUGUGCUAAAACGUUGAUGGUUAUAUCUUAGUGUGGUAGCUAUCAGUGCAUUGUGGAGGAAACAAUUGUAAGUGAAUAUACACUACAGAGUAUGUGCACACCUGCUCGUCGAACUUCAUUCCAAAAUCAUGAGCAUUAAUAUGGAGUUGGUCCCCCCCUUUGCUCCUAUAACAGAAUCCACUCUUCUUGGAAGGCUUUCCACUAGAUGUUGGAACAUUGCUGCGGGAACUAGCUUCCAUUCAGCCACGAGCAUUAGUGAGGUCGGGCACUGAUGUUGGGCGAUUAGGCCUGGCUCGCAGUCGGCGUUCCCAUUCAUCCCAAAGGUGUUCGGUGGGGUUGAGGUCAGGGCUCUGUGCAGGCCAGUCAAGUUCUUCCUCACCGAACUCGACAAACCAUUUCUGUAUGGACCUCGCUUUGUGCACAGGGGCAUUGUCAUGCUGAAACAGGAAAGGGCCUUCCCCAAACUGUUGCCACAAAGUUAGAAGCACAGAAUCAUCUAGAAUGUAAUUGUAUGCUGUAGCGUUAAGAUUUCCUGUCAAUGGAAGUAAGAAAAACCAUGAAAAACAGCCCCAGACCACUAUUCCUCCUCCACCAAACUUUACAGUUGGCACUGUGCAUUGGGGCAGGUAGCGUUCUCCUGGCAUCCACCAAACCCAGAUUCGUCUGUUGGACUGCCAGAUGGUGAAGUGUGAUUCAUCGCUCCAGAGAACACGUUUCCAUUGCUCCAAUGGCGGCGAGCUUCACACCACUCCAGCCGACGCUUGGCAUUGCGCGUGGGGAUCUUAGGCUUGUGUGCGGCUGCUCGGCCAUGGAAACCCAUUUCAUGGAACUCCCGACGAACAGUUCUUGUGCUGAUGUUCCAAACUGCAUCUGGAAGCUCGUUAGUGAGUGUUGCAACCGAGGACAGACAAUUUUUACGUGCUUCAGCACUCGGCGGACCUGUUCUGUGAGCUAGAUGCUUCCACUUCACAAUAACGGCACUUACAGUUGACCAGGGCAGCUCUAGCAGGGCAGACAUUUGACGAACUGACUUGUUGGAAAGGUGGCAUCGUAUGAUGGUGCUACGUUGAAAGUCAUUGAGCUGUUCAGUAAGGCCAUUCUACUGCCAGUGUUUGUCUAUGGAGAUUGCAUGGUGGUGUGCUCAAUUUUAUUCACUGUCAGCAACGGGUGUGGCUGAAAUAGCCGAAUCCAUUAAUUUGAAGGGUUGUCCACAUACUUUUGUGUUGUGUGUAUGUAUAGUGUAUCUGAGCACUUCCAUCAAAACAGAAAUGUAUAGGAAAUAGCAUGUAGUGUGUGUUGCUCCUUGUUUUAAUAAAGCCCCAUUAAUAGAUGAAAGAUUUGAGUUGAUUGUCACUAACAAGGUUUCCAAUCAUUUUAUGUGUAUGAAUUACCUGACAGAAAAACUCAUGACAGGCCUGAUGGAAACAGAACAUUUCUUGGUAAAAUGUCCUAAUGUCGACAAAAUAAAUAUGCCACACAAGUAAACAAUGCGAUGGUAACCUAUUGAAUGUUUUAAUUUAUUUGGUACAUAAAAACGUAAGCAAAAAAUGCUUUUUGUGUGGGGUCCUAAUAGUUUGUAGCCCAAAUGGUUCGGACACUACCAAACAGAAGUCGACCUUGCCGACUUCAGACGAGUCUCGACACUUGUGGUGUUUAUGAGAGUAUCCCCUUUCCAAAGAGUGGUCAUAAUAGUUUGUAGGUCAAACUACAGACGUUUUCGUGAGAAGACCGGUUUUCGGGAUGUCUCAUGGUCUGACAACCACUCAAGCCCUUUCACCACAGAUGCGGAAGUGCAACACUGGGGGAUGUGGCGGAUUGAGAUGCAGCCAAUGCAAAAAAAAUGCAUCUAGUUUAAACUGAGUUUUGAUGGGGAUUUUUUAAAAUGUAAUUUAGAUUAAUUCACCAGUGCAUUAAUCGACUCUAGGGGGCUUACAUCCGUUUUUGUGUGCCACGAAUUAAGUAGGAGGUAAAGGCUAUACUAUUUACAGAAUCUUCCCAUUUAAAAGACUGGUACUAUUUGGUGAAAUGUAAAUGGACCACAGGGGGGGACUGACUGGUUGACCAUUAAAGCUUAAAAAGGAGCAUCUAAAAACGGUAUAUUUCACAGACUUGUUUUUAGGAUAAUGUGUGAUAAUGAAUAUGUUGAUAAUUGAGCAUUUUUCCAAUCUUUGCCUUCUUCCUAGCGUCGUACAAACCAUCCUGAUCUCGCGAACUUACAUUCUGUGUAGCGGAACGGAAUGUUAACUUGUGAGAUCAGGAUGGUUUGUACUAGGCUAGCUCCCCUCUUCCCUUCAUUCACACAUUACCAGACUCAACCAGAGAUACUGGAUAUAAUGACACGAUGCUUGUCUCCACCCUAACAAUGAGAUUCUUGUCCACAGAGUGGAACAGCGGGCUGUCAAACUCCCGCCUAUUCUUCUCUUUGGAUUGGUGGAUACAUCUCGUCAUUUUAAUAUCUAUUUGAAUAUGCAAUUAGGGGUGUUAACGUCAACCGCCUGUAUUCAAUGGAGAGUGAGAUUCUAUGCUAGCUUCUUAAAUAUACAUAGACGCCUCAAUUUUCACCAGGAAUAACCAGAAGUGUUUUUUCUCCAAGUAGCCGGGAUGUCCCGUGCAUCACACUUAUAUCAGUACACUUGUUACAACCUAAGCAUUACGAAACUUCUAUUUGAUCAAAUAAACCUCAUGUAUAAAAACAGCUAUUAAUUUUUAUCUUGACUAAAUUCGACAUUGACCCCCAUACAAAAACGUCUCUCUUGCUAAGUAAUUAAUGUUGAAGCUGAACGAGAGAUUCACUGAAGAUGGCGGAAACGGAUGAUGAAGUGGAAUCUGAAUACAAUGGCGGGAGAAUUGGAGUAUUGUUCAAAAGAAUGGAAAACUGAGCAAAAUAGGGUACAGUGAUGAGAAUGACCCUUCCUAUCUAGUAGGAGUACGGUUUGUUAAUAAGGAGCAGCUGAGCAGAGUACCAAUCUUGAAGAAACCAUUUGAGUUAUCCAAACUGGUGGAGAGAGUGGUGGGUAAAGUGAAGGAUAUGAGGAUCACGAGAGGCGGGCUUGUUUAGAUUUUUUGUGAUUCUGCUGAACAGAAGGAAAGUGCGUUGUGUCUUAAUCGAUUUGAUACGUUUGAAGUGUUGUGUGUGUCUUUUCGGAACAGGCACCCCUUAAGGGGGUUAUAUCUGGCGUUUCGUGGGAAGUUGAUUUGGAAGAGAUGAAAAAUAUUGCUGGAGUGAUUGAAGCACGUCGGAUGAAUCGAGUGGUGAAUAGGGAAAAAGUGAAGAGUUUAUGUUAUUUUAUUUUAUUUUAUGGAGUCUCCCUAAUGAAGUGCGGUUAGGGUAUAUUAACUACAGAGUUGGAGCAUUUAUCCCAAGAACAAUGCAGUGUAGCCUUUUUCUGUAGCCUGUCAACUAUGUGUCUGUCUAUCCCUGUUCUCUCCUCUCUGCACAGGCCAUACGCUUCACACCGCGUGGCUGCUGCCGCUCUAAUCUGGUGGUCCCUGCGCGCACGACCCACGUGGAGUUCCAGGUCUCCGGCAGCCUCUGGAGCUGCCGUUCUGUGGCCAACAAGGCAGAGUUCAUCUCAGCCUAUGCUACCCUCCAGUCCCUCGACUUCUUGGCGCUGACGGAAACAUGGAUUACCACUGAAAACACUGCUACUCCUACUGCUCUUUCCUCGUCUGACCAUGUGUUCUCGCAUACCCCGAGAGCAUCUGGUCAGCGCGGCGGUGGCACAGGAAUCCUCAUCUCUCCCAUGUGGACAUUCUUUAUUUUUCCCCUGACCCAUCUGUCUAUCUCCUCAUUUGAAUUCCAUGCUGUCACAGUCACUAGCCCAUUCAAGCUUAACAUCCUUGUCAUUUAUCGCCCUCCAGGUUCCCUUGGCGAGUUCAUCAAUGAGCUUGACGCCUUGAUAAGUUCCUUUCCUGAGGAUGGCUCACCCCUCACAGUUCUGGGUGACUUUAACCUCCCUACGUCUGCCUUUGACUCAUUUCUCUCUGCCUCCUUCUUUCCACUCCUUUCCUCUUUUGACCUCACCCUCUCACCGUCCCCCCCUACCCACAAGGCAGGCAAUACGCUUGACCUCAUCUUUACUAGAUGCUGUUCUACUAUUCUCACUGCAACUCCCCUACAAGUCUCCGACCACUACUUUGUAUCCUUUUCUCUCUCGCUCUCCUCCAACACUACUCACUCUGCCCCUACUCAGAUGGUAAUGUGCCGUCGCAACCUUCACUCUCUCUCUCCCGCGACUCUCCUCUUCCAUCCUAUCAUCUCUUCCCUCUGCUAAAUCCUUCUCCCUCCGAUCUCCUGAUUCUGCCUCCUCAACCCUCCUCUCCUCCCUUUCUGCAUCUUUGGACUCUCUAUGUCCCCUAUCCUCCCGGCCGGCUCGGUCCUCCCCUCCUGCUCUGUGGCUUGACGACUCAUUGCGAGCUCACAGAAGAGGGCUCCGGGCAGCCGAGCGGAAAUGGAGGAAAACUAGACUCCCUGCGGACCUGUCAUCUUUUCACUCCCUCCUCUCUACAUUCUCUUCCUCUGUUUCCGCUGCUAAAGCCACUUUCUACCACUCUAAAUGUCAAGCCUCUGCCUCUAACCCUAGGAAGCUCUUUGCCACCUUCUCCUCCCUGCUGAAUCCUCCUCCUCCUCCCUCUCUGUGGAUGACUUCGUCAACCAUUUUGAAAAGAAGGUUGAUGACAUCCGAUCCUCAUUUAUUAAGUCAAAAGACACCGCUGGUCCUGCUCACACUGCCCUACCCUAUGCUUUGACUUCUUUCUCCCCUCUCUCCAGAUGAAAUCUUGCGACUUGUGACGGCCGGCCGCCCAACAACCUGCCCGCUUGACCCUAUCCCCUCCUCUCUUCUCCUUGACUGCUGGCCAUGUCCCUUCCGUCUUCAAGAGAGCGAGAGUUGCACCCCUCCUCAAAAAACCUACACUCGAUCCCUCCGAUGUCAACAUCUACAGACCAGUAUCCCUUCUUUCUGUUCUCUCCAAAACUCUUGAGCAUGCCGUCUCUAGCCAACUCUCCUGCUAUCUCUCUCAGAAUUAUCUUCUUGAUCCAAACCAGUCAGGUUUCAAGACUGGUCAUUCAACUGAGACUGCUCUUCUCUGUGUCACGGAGGCUCUCCGCACUGCUAAAGCUAACUCUCUCUCCUCUGCUCUUAUCCUUCUAGACCUAUCCGCUGCCUUUGAUACUGUGAACCAUCAGAUCCUCCUCUCCACCCUCUCCGAGUUGGGCAUCUCCGGCGCUGCUCACUCUUGGAUUGCGUCCUACCUGACAGGUCGCUCCUACCAGGUGGCGUGGCGAGAAUCUGUUUCCGCACCACAUGCUCUCACCACUGGUCUCCCAGGGCUCAGUUCUAGGCCCUCUCCUAUUCUCUCUAUACACCAAGUCACUUGGCUCUGUCAUAUUCUCACAUGGUCUCUCCUGUCAUUGCUACGCAGACGACACACAAUUCAUUUUCUCCUUUCCCCCUUCUGAUAACCAGGUGGCGAAUCACAUCUCUGCAUGUCUGGCAGACAUAUCGUCAGGGCGGCAGGUAGCUUAGUGGUUAAGAGCGUUGUACCAGUAACCGAAAGGUCGCUGGUUCUAAUCCCCAAGCCGACUAGGUGAAAAAUCUGUCGAUGUGCCCUUGAGCAAGGCACUUAACCCUAAUUGCUCCUGUAAGUCGCUCUGGAUAAGAGCGUCUGUUAAAUGACCAAUUUAUUUAUUUAUUUAUUUUAUAUCAGUGUGGAUGUCGGUUCACCACCUCAAGCUGAACCUCGGCAAGACCGAGCUGCUCUUCCUCCCGGGGAAGGACUGCCCGCUCCAUGAUCUCGCCAUCAUGGUUGACAACUCCAUUGUGUCCUCCUCCCAGAGUACAAAGAACCUUGGCGUGACCCUGGACAACACCCUGUCGUUCUCCGCUAACAUCAAAGCGGUGACCCGAUCCUGCAGGUUCAUGCUCUACAACAUUCGCAGAGUACGACCCUACCUUACACAGAAAGCGGCACAGGUCCUAAUCCAGGCACUUGUCAUCUCCCGUCUGGAUUACUGCAACUCGCUGUUGGCUGGGCUCCCUGCCUGUGCCAUUAAACCCCUCCAACUUAUCCAGAACGCUGCAGCCCGUCUGGUUGUCAACCUUCCCAAGUUCUCUCAUGUCACCCCGCUCCUCCGCACACUCCACUGGCUUCCAGUUGAGGCUCGCAUCUACUACAAGACCAUGGUGCUUGCCUACGGAGCUGUGAGGGGAACGGCACCUCCUUACCUUCAGGCUCUGAUCAGACCCUACACCCAAACGAGGGCACUACGUUCAUCCACCUCUGGCCUGCUAGCCCCACUACCUCUACGGAAGCACAGUUCCCGCUCAGCCCAGUCAAAGCUAUUUGCUGCUCUGGCACCCCAAUGGUGGAACAAGCUCCAGUGGAUAGGUCUUCAUUGCAGGCUGCAGGGGUUGUCUUACACCAAGAGGAUCCUGACAUUUUAAAGUUUCAAAAGGUGGACUUUGUGGCCUUUAUCACAAUGGUGAUAAAUGGCACUGCCAAGAUGGAGAAAAGAUCUAGGAAGAUUGAAAUCAUUGUGAUUGCAGCAGAUCGGUUCCUGGGGCUGAAAGAUUUCACAGCAAAGGAUUUACAUGGAAUAUUAGCAAAAGACGUACCACCUUCUCAGGUCCUACGGCUUGAGAAAAGAGAUCUGGAGAACCAAAAGUAGGAAGAAGUGGAAGUUUUGUUUGUUUUGGCAAUGUACUCUUUUUAUUAGGGUGGAUUGUUAGAAUCACUAAGUAUGGAUUUUAUUUUAUUUUGGGUUUCAAACCGUCCAGUUGGUGGCGGCAAUACAACUGUUGGAUGUAGUCCUCCAUAAAACCCACAGAAGAAGAAUAAUUAAUGUUCUGUAGACAGAUUUUGGGCGGAGUAAACCCUCUCGCUUCGCCUCUUCCUCUUUGACUCAACUAAUCAACUUGCAUUCUCCAACCCGACAGGCGGCAGUGUUACAUUGUAUUUGCAAGUUUACCCGCCAACGAAACGAAGUAAGUUGUAUUUUCCACCUCGCUGCUGCGUUCCAAAAUUCAGCCUAUAAGGUUAUGAAAUAUGAAUAAGGUUACGUAGCAAUGACAUCGCUAGAUUACAAAUGUCCGAAUUUUAGAUGAUCAAUGGCAGUAAUAUGAACGUGGAUAGCAGUGACUCGCAGGUGUAAGGUAAUGCUGCUAACGUUAGCUAGGCUAGCUAUGUUUGGGGGAUGGAUAGCUAACGUUAGCUAGCUAACUAUACUAACAAACAUUUCCUAGGCUGGCUAGCUAUAUAGUUCGGUGUGUAUAUAUACCAAAUAUAAUUACUUGUGUCGAUGUAUUAUUAAGCUAUAGUUUGCAGAUUGGGUUUUCGCUUUUGAACACCCUACUGGUCCAAGAAACAAAGACCGCCAUAUAGUCCAUGAUGAGGCAGACCCCCAAAUAUGGACCAGCGCCGGGCUAGUUAGCUAGUUAAGUCUAAAGGCUAGCACGCCCUACAGCUACCUACUGUUGUGUUGCUGAAUUAUGUGCUCCUCUUUUUAUGCAAUACUUCCCUGUGGAUAUAUCAUUUGUAAUCAGUACUGUUGAACAGGCUUUCAAAACUAAUAUCCUUUUUGUUACCUCAGACACUCCAGAGAGACCCUAUUCUACAUGAAUCAUCGCAUCAAGGACAGGUCAAGAUGCAAAAGCGGAACUAUAUGAAAGGGAAAAGGGAGCAUGGUGAUGGUGGACCCCCUUUUUGCUUUAGUUGUGAAAUGAUCUUUCCAGACCAAACGUCAUUUCAUGACCACUUUUGUCCUGCGGCGGGUUACAUCUGCUCCUGUGGAACAGAGUUCUCCAUGUAUGUUGAUAUGAUGGACCACAGCGGAUUACAUGAACCAGGCCACACGGUAAUUAAUUAUAGCACCAUAAAGAAGGAACAAUAUCAGAGGGAGAGAGAGUACAAGGAGCAGCUUUCGAGGCUGGUAUUGAAGGCGGGGCAGGGAAGCUGGGCUGGGCAGGAAAGCUGGGCUGUGCCUGCACCAACUCCGAUGCUAUCGGCCCCUAUGCAACGAGCCACAAAGCCUCCACCUGGUCCAAGUGCCCCAACAACGGACCUCUGGCACCAAUUCCAGCCAGUGGUGUUGGUGGAGACCCUGCGCAAGUUUGGUAGGACAAAGCCCUACAGGUGUGCCUACUGUGAACUGGGCUUUGCAACAAAAGACUUACUCUUAUGGCACCACAACACUCAUGCAAGAAAUAAAGUCCAUGGCUGCCUGCGGUGCGGGUUGCUCCUGCUCAGCAACAACAAGUCACCCCAGCCUGGCCACCACCAGUGUGGCUCUUAUCGGGCAACUCCUGAAACCAGAUUCACCACUGCCACAGUGCUGAGUAACAGGAAACAGCCCGCGGGGUAUGCUAAGAAGGUUGUCCAGCGUCAGCACUGUCCUGACCCGUUCAGUGGGGAGCUGCAGCUAGGGAUGCAUAUGGUCUCACAGCAGCCCGUUCCAGGGACUUCUGGAACAAAAUACUUGAAGUGUAGAGUGUGUCAGGAGCUCUUCCAAACUGUCAAGCUGCUCGAGAGGCACCGUUGCACAAUGGCGGCGUCCUUUUUUGCGCAGGAACUGGGUCAGACGUCUGGCAAACAGCUCAAUGGUCACAGAAAAGGGAAGGAGGGGACCAGCCCAUACUCCUUGCCUCGAAGGAAUGGUGACAAGGAGCUGGCGUUCAACAUUCAAACUUCGACGAAUGUAACUGUAUACGACCACAAGGCAGUAGGCCCGGAUAGGGGCACCGGGUUGUCUGCCGUUUCUGUAAAAACAGAGGUUUCGGAUGAUGACUGUUUUGUGAUUGAGGAUGCGUUCUCGUGCUAGUCGGAACUAGGAAACUCUGAAAUUUCCGACUUGCUAACUGGUUGAACUCGGCACGUGUAUAACUACAACCAGUUAGCAAGUAGGACAUUUCCGUGUUUCCUAGUUCCGACUUGCACGUGAAUGUGGCAUAAAAGCGCCUUCACCAAACCAAGUCAGCUGUUAUACCAACAAUUAACCUCUUCCCUCCCAGUACUGCAGACAUGA
Messenger RNA from Coregonus sp. 'balchen', 11455 nucleotides. Lineage: Eukaryota; Metazoa; Chordata; Actinopteri; Salmoniformes; Salmonidae. The record is from the annotation of a GenBank genome assembly.